CGCCCGAGCCCCGCACUGCCAUGCUCCUGCCGCGCGGCGGGCCAAUGCGUCCCCGAGUCGCUAUAUAAGCGCAGGCCAGGGGACACCCGGAGGGGCUGAAGAUGAGGGUGCCCGCGCAUGGGCCCCCGCCGAUUGCCAACCCCUCCCGAGCCCGCGCCCCGCGCGGAGCCCACGGCCGCCGAGGACCCGCCUUCGCCACAGUAGCAGCUGGGGCUGCGACAGAGGCGGCAGCUGCGGCGGCGCCCGUCGCGCGAGCGCGUAGAGCAGCGGCCGCAGCUCCGGGGCCGCCGCUGCCCCGGCUGCCAUGAGUUGUGCGGAGGUGAUGUAUCACCCCCAGCCGUAUGGAGCGCCCCAGUAUCUGCCCAACCCCGUGGCAGCUGCAACCUGCCCCACAGCCUAUUACCACCCGGCGCCCCAACCUGGCCAGCAGAAGUUAGCGGUAUACAGCAAGAUGCAGGACUCUCUGGAAGUCACCCUUCCCAGCAAACAAGAGGAGGAGGAGGAGGAGGAUGAGGAGGAGGAGGAGGAGGAGAGAGACCAGCCUGCCGAGAUGGAGUACCUUAACUCUCGCUGUGUCCUUUUCACUUAUUUCCAGGGAGACAUUGGGUCAGUAGUGGAUGAACACUUCUCAAGAGCUUUGGGCCAAGCCAGCACCCUUCAUCCAGAAUCUGCCAUUUCAAAAAGCAAGAUGGGGCUAACCCCCUUAUGGCGAGACAGCUCAGCUCUCUCAAGCCAGCGGAGUAGUUUCCCGACUUCCUUUUGGACCAGCUCUUACCAGCCCCCAUCUGCACCCUGUUUGGGGGGAGUUCAUCCUGACUUCCAGGUCACUGCACCCCCUGGCACCUUUACUGCCGCUGACCCCAGCCCCUGGUCAGGACAUGGGCUGCAUCAGACUGGCCCCGCCCCUCCCCCUCCCGUGUCCGAGUCCUGGCACUACCCUUUGGCAUCUCAGGUGAGCCCGUCCUACAGCCACAUGCAUGACAUGUACAUGCGGCAUCACCACCCCCACAUGCACCACCGCCACCACCACCACCACCACCACCAUCACCACCACCCUUCUGCUGGCUCUGCCCUGGAUCCAUCCUACGGGCCCCUGCUGAUGCCGUCUGUGCGUGCGGCCAGGAUUCCCGCUCCCCCGUGUGACAUCACAAAAACAGAUCCGACUACAGUCACCACUGCUACCUCAGCGUGGGCCGGAGCCUUUCACGGAACCGUGGACUUAGUGCCAAGUGUGGGGUUUGAUACAGGUCUACAGCAUCAAGACAAGAGUAAGGACUCACCAUGGUACUGAAACACACAGUAUUAGCAAGUUAGAUUGAAGCGUGAAUCCAUGGGCCCACUGGGAAAAGAUGCUGCCAGGGUUUGUCAUUCUGCAGUGGGACACAGUAGACAUGGAAGGAAAAGAGGAAGUGUUAUCCAGCUGACUUUGGUUUGGAGCCUUUUCUUGAGAAAGCAGAGUGGGUCAUAGACAUUGAAGAAAAGCAUUUUUGUUUAUUUUUUCCCUCAUCUGAGCCUUUGCCAACUGUGCAACUCUCUUUUAUUUUUUGUCUUGCUUUUAACAAUACAUGGUUUAAUUUUUGUUUCAGUUCGACACUUUUUUUGAGUUUUUUUUUUUUCUUUUUGAACCAACCACCUUGUCAGGAAAAGAUGAACCACAAAAAAAAUGAUCAUUCUUUCAGGAAUAAAAUUUUGUAGCUCUAUGUGCAUCUAUUUUUGUAAAAAUACAGAAAGUUUGAUUUAGCAUCGAUGGGCUAUUUUUGAGGGAUGUGUUUUUUUUUUAAUAUUGUAAAAAUUGUUAAGUUCUGUUUAAAGAACUUGCUCUCAGAGAAGCACUGGCAAAAAUGUUUAAAAUGCUUGGCUUUAAGAUGUCUGUGAUACGCUCUGUGCUUUCUAGGUUACCUCAAAUGUUUGAUAGUUUCUCCUUUUUACAAAAGUAGCACCAUAGCCAAGCCAAUAUGGUAUUGUUUUACAUUAAAUCUCAGUGAAGAUUUAAUUCCAUGCUAGCUCACUUAGCUCUGAGUUAUAUGUAAAGCUUGAAAAGGAAGUUUUUUAAUGAUCACACUAAAGAAAGGCUAUUUCAUUACUUUGAUUUCUCCCAAAGACUGCUUGGAGGUUGACUGAGAAGAAAGUUGGCAUAAACUUUCAAUCAGAUGGAGAGUUUGCCUAGAGUAUAUAAUUAUCUUUCUCGUCCAUCUGACUUUGAAAAAUGGAACCAGAAUUUAUAUCCAACUACUGGAAAAAGAACACAUUUAAUCAUGCUAACUUUGAGUGCCAGUGACUUAUUUUUCUUGUUUAUAAUUAUUCAUUCAUGGCAAUUUUUUGCCAUAUUUUAAGUGAAUUUUUUUUUCCUGAAGAUAGUUUGAAGGGAUAAUAUUUGGGAAGGUACUAGACGCAUCACAAAGCCUUUAAUUCAAUGGCUGUUCCUGAGAGUGUUACCCAUCAUUUUAAAUUGAAAAAUAAUGUAUUGCAUAUGUAAUAUUUUAAAUCAGUUUUUGCGUCUUUUUUGUCUGUUUAACUCUGGUUUUGGUUGAUUUAGUUCUUUUUAAUAAAAAAUGGGGGCAAGAUAAAUUUAAAUUGGGAUUUAUACUACAAUUACUGAAAUUAGGUUAAUAAAUUGACAACUUAUUAUUUGAAAUUUAUUACUGAGGACUCAGGAUUCAACUUGACAUGGCCCUCAGGAUCUAAAUAAGAAAAAGUUGGGAUUAUCAUUAAAAUGCUAUUAGGAAAAGAUUAGGUUUAUAAAGGUAGCCGUUAUUGGUAUUUUAAGGACUUUCAAUGUAAAGUCCAUUCUUUCUUUCAUUUGCUUCCAGAGAUGGCUCAUAUUAAAAAGGUAGUAUUAUAUAGAAGUUUUAGAUUGUUAAAAAUGUUUCUCAAAUUUUUCCCAUCCCUGUCCUCACCCAUGUGAAAUUAAAUGUUUAGUGAAAUACAUUUUCCAUCUUAAAUAGUGUAUCUCAUAUGUGUGAACAUUUUAGAUAUAAGAACAACAUAGUCUCUGCUUAGCUAGGCAGAGUUCUCACAGAUAAUUUUCAAAUAUUUCCCUUAACUCUAUUUUUAUGCCAUAGUCUUCUUUCCUGGUACAUCUUAUGAGUUAUAAAUCUAUACACUCUCUUGUAUUUUCAUCACUAUAUUGCUUCUUAACCAGACUCCUCUUAACACAGUGUGCACAUUUAACCUAAUGUGAGGUCCAAACGUAAGGAAUCUUCCACUUACUAAUGAUAUGAACUUAGAUUUCUAGGGAGUGGCUUGGUUAAAUUAUCUACAUUUUGAUCUACAAUUUGAUUUGAUACAAUUAUCUGUAAUUUGCCUAAAUCUGUGUAGCACAAGGUUGAAUGAAUCUAUAAAAUUUGUUUUACUUUGUGUCCUCCUGAAUUCUCAAAGACCAGUGUUCAGUAGCUCCCAUGGGAUGACUCACUGGGGAUAUUUAUUUUCCUCCUCUUCCCUUGGAACCUGUUAACUUCCUUUGCAGUUUCUCUUAGAACAGGGUUGUACUCCAACUCAUUCAGAUCGUUUAAUUGGAUUUUCCCAGUUAUGAGAAGAAACGUAUUGACUUUCUGCCUGUUUCCUUACUCUCCACUGAAUUGAAUUUAAGGCAAGAGAGCUGACAAUUAGAUAGCUUCACCCUGAAAUUAGGGUGACACUCUGCCCUGUGUCACUCCUGCUAACUAUCUGAUAAAACAUUCCUUGGCUCUGAGGACCCAAGAAAAGUUGGGGAUCUGAAUUCUGCUGUACACAGGAGAGAUUUGUGAGUGAGAUCCCCCAUUGAGAACAGGCCCAGGUGUCGCUGGCACAUCGCAGGGACUGGAUCCUUGCAUAUACAAGGAGUGGAUCAAAAUGUGAGUCAAAAAAGAUGAGUGCCUGUCUCUGUAAUUGUCUCACAUCCCAUUGCUAUAAUCAUAUUACUAUUAUCACCAAAGUCACAAAAGAGGAUGAGUUGUAAUUUAGUAUGAUUCUGAGUUUAAGUUUAAAAUGCUGUCACUCUCUGGGUUGGUUUUCUCGCACCAAAAUGAUACUGUUAAUUUUGGAGGCUUCCAGACUGCUUUAUUGAGGGCUACCAUCUCCCUCCCCAAUUUCAUUUGGAACCACUCCACCUUUGGUUAUUUUAUAAAUUAGGCUUUAUUCAAGCUUUCUAAAGAUCUGUGAGCUAGACCCUAGAAAAUCAUCUCAUUGAUUUGCCAUCGAAUCUAUGCUUCAACCACUAAACUAUCAUGAACUAAGAAACAACAAAAUAGUGAUUAGGUAGAUCUUUACCGGUUAUUUGGUUCCUCACUGUUUAUUUGAAAAGCAUCUCUAAAUGUAAAAAUCAAUGCUUCGUCUUAAGGUUAACCGUCCCCUCCUAACUUUCCCCUUUAGCUUUUUUCCUCUCUCUUUCCUCUUAAAGUUAUUUACAUCACUAUUUUAAGCAAAAAUGGCCGAUAUUGCUCUACAUUUUGCAAAUGAUAACAAGUGGUUUGCAAAUAAUUGAGAAAUUAAUUUCUUCAAUGUUGUAAAAACCUUUUUUUUAAAAAAAAUUCUAGGCACGGGCAUAAACUGUGCCCUUGAGGAGCUCGUUAUUCAUUAUACAAAUGGCAAUCGAAACUAUAUUUUUAGAAACUGCAUUCUAUCCCUUACUGAGUGUCCCUUGGUUAUGUAAUGUUUGCCAAAUUAAGUCAAUGGGACAAUGGUACUAAGAGGUAGAAAAGGCUAGUAUUUAUGUUACAGAUCGACUAGAGGAUAAAUAGAGAAGCAGAAUUAAUUAAUGAAAAAAAACCCAACAACAUUGGCUUGGACAUUAGGUCAUUUUCUGUUCUGGUUUAGCCAUAAUUAGAUGUGUGUUUUGGUGCUUCAUUUAUUUAUCUCAUGAGUAAAGUGGGAUAAUAAUACCUAACUGGCAGGCUGGAAAUCAUAUAUAUAUACUCAAUCAUCUGGCUCAUAGUAGACAUUCAAUAAAUGACAGAUACCACAAAUACCUAUCAGCUGAGUGAGUCAUAAAAUUGAGCUCCCAAACAUCACUUCUGUUUACUUUCCACACCCAUUUCUGUAGCAAUCAAAUAGAUAUGACUGUGCUUUUCUGUAAGAAAUUGUUGCAAGAGAAUCUUUGCCUUCUACUAGAUGUUGAAGAUAAAACGUAAAUUUCUAAAUUAUCUCUAUUUUAGUGUGCUGUUUAUGAAGGAAAAUAAAUUAACCUUUUAGUGGUAUGUAGACCCAACUCUGAGUUUUCUUACAUGUUCCAAACUUUUAUUCAUCCAGGACCCCGUGUAUUAUUGUCCCCAAAAUUAAAGUGACAUUUUCAUGAAAUCACCAAAGUUUUAAUUUUUUCAUUAUAUUUUGGGCUUCCUUAGCACCUAGAAUAAAAACAUCUCUUUUGAAGUUAUCCCAUUUUUUUUUUACUUGACUUGGAGAAAAAAUUGCAAAAUAUGGUGGAAAAAACGUUCUGCAUGAAAAGAGGAGGAAAAAAACCCCAACCCUUUAUGAUCUCAGUCAGCAGACUUAUUCUACUUGAGAAAAAAAGAAACAACUUCAUUGGAAGCAGAUGUUGACACUGUGUCAGUUAUUGAAGAUGGAAAGGGUUCACUUGAGCCAUUGUGGUUACAAAGGGGCAUCGAUGGCUGUUAAAAUUCCUGUGAUUGAGCAUCUUCACAGCAGACAGGACAGCAGAAAAGCUGAAACUAUGAGACCAAGACUGAAAUCAGCCUGCCAAUUUUAAUGUACAGGACCCUAAGGACUCAGUUGUUUUUUUUUCCUCCUUCAGGAUAAAAGACAUAUCUUUCAAAAAAUUUAAGGUGGUUUGAGAGAGAAAUUAAAAUGUAUUCUCUAAAAACAUGGCCCUAGAAUCCUUUAAAUCUAUUAUUAAACAUUAAAACUAUUAUUUAAGUCAUUUUAGAAAAAUCAGGGUAAAAAUUUAGUUUAAUAAUAUAUGUUGAAGAAACAGACUCACAGACAUAGAGAACAGAGUUGUGGUUGCCAAGGGAGAGGUAGGGUGGGAGGAGGAAGGAUUGGGAGUUUGGGAUUAGCAGAUGCAAACUAGUAUAUAUAGAGUGGAUAAACAACAAGGUCCUACUGUAUAGCACAGGGAAGUAUAUUCAAUAUCCUGUGAUAAACCAUAAUGGAAAAGAACAUGAAAAAGAAUAUAUAUAUGUAUAACUGAGUCACUUUGCUGUACCACAGAAAUUAACACAACAUUGUAAAUCAACUAUACUUCAAUAAAAUAAAAAAAAAUAAUGUAUGUUGAAGAAGGAUAUGUAAACUACACACAAA
Molecule: messenger RNA, 6234 nt
Organism: Balaenoptera musculus (blue whale)
Lineage: Eukaryota; Metazoa; Chordata; Mammalia; Artiodactyla; Balaenopteridae
Gene: VGLL3
Product: vestigial like family member 3
Exons: 4
Coding region: 305-1291 (328 amino acids)
Biological process (GO): regulation of transcription by RNA polymerase II
Cellular component (GO): nucleus
Source: RefSeq, a predicted model, not a curated record